AAUAAGUGACAAUUCUUCUGUCAUAAAAUGUAAUACCUAUUUUUGUUUUUGCAGUCAACACAAAAUUGUUUGUAAUAUUUUAAAUGAACUAACUAUCAUAGAGACGCGUGAAUUUCGCAAAUAUGCAGGGAAAGACGAAAAUAAAAUGUAAUGGAAAAUAAGCAGCUUACCUCUAAAAAGCUGUUGUCCAUCCACGAAGAGAGAUUAAUACGAGAAUUCGAUUACGGUUUGACUGCCCAUAGCUCAUCACGUCCGCUCACCAAACCCCUUUUAUUAGAUUUAGAAAUACAAAAGAAAAUUCCGAGUCAACGUCAAGUCUCUCAAAGAGUAUUGGUAUCUAUCAAACCACGGGCGCCACCUAUUAAAACAUUGUAUAUCACCGAGAAAAGCCGUUUUCACUGUAAAAAACGAACAGAUAAAUCCGGUUCAAGACUUGCUAUUGGUGACCACUCGUCAUUUACAUCAGAUUUAUCACAAAGUGACGUUCAUGUUACUGGUUUGAGCAAAAAUCACGAAAAUUCAAAAUUUUAUAAAGAUAGAGAAAAAUCUCCUUCCAAAGAAUUAAGUGAACCUUCAAGAAACCUAAAGAAUGGUAACUCCGAAUGUAAAGUACGUGAUCUAAACAAUAAUUCACAUGAAAAAUGUUUCAUUUUUACAAAUAUUGGACUAAAUAUGAACGACAAUUCUACUAACGUAAGGGACACUAGAUGUGUGGGCCCUAAUAAAGUCGACUUUGCGACUUCUAUUGUCACAUACACUUCUUGUCAAGAUUCGACACAGCUAUUACCUACUGCAAUAAGUAAGUUGAAUAAACGAUUAGAUCAUUUAGAACGAAAAGUUUUAAGACAGGACAUGGUCAUUCGAUCGUUUAGUCCAAAUUUACAGUUGUCUUCGUCAGAUGAAGAGACAAAGGAUAGUAUGAUGAGGAGUAAUUCAGCGUCAGGAAGACCCGGUUGUAGCUAUAUACAACAAUACAGCCAUAUACCAGAAACAUCAGCAUUCCAAAGGUAUGCUCAUCAAACUCCUUUAUCUCCGAGUAAGGCCACAACUCUUGAAAAAGAGCAUAACUCUGAACAAUAUGGACGAGAUUUUACAACAUACGACGGAAUCACGGCUCGUGGUAGACGUCAAUGUGCUUCAGUACCGUGCAAGCGCGAUGAUGCCCCGAGAUUAGCUGCAGAGAGAGUACAUAAAAUAAGACACAAGCUCAACCCCGUCCGUGAUUAUCGCUUAAUGGACACAGUUCACUAUUUGGCACAAGGAGAAUUUGCACCUCGCGAUGAUGGCAUAAAAUUAACACCAUCUAGGGAGGCCGUUCUCAGUGAUAUAAUUUAUGAAGAUGUUUGUAGAACACACUGGCCGAACACUCGUCUGGGACGUCGCCAACAUCCGGAGAGAUGUAGUGAACGCUGUACAACUAGAGGUGAAUUACAAAGAUUGAUUGAUAGUUUGUUGCGGGAAAGAGUAGCUCAUGUUGAGCGACGAAAACGACGUCAUUAUAGAAUAGUGAAGCUUAAUCAUAGACACGAAAAUUGUAGGCCAGCUGUCGGCAAAACAGGUGACAUUAUAGUAGCCAGUCACAAAAACAGACAAACAAGUGAAGAUAUGAUCGCGAAUGAUCAGAACCGAGGUAGUGAAAUAGUUUCCGAUAAGAGGCGUCUCGAUGAAAGUUCACAUAAAUAUCCAAAGAGCCAUGAUAAAUUGGGAACGAGUGAUCUACAUCAUAAAAAUAGAAUUAGAAUUGACGAAUGUAGUCCAGGUCCCAGUAAUACUGUUAGAUCAACAUCGAAUAGAGAACCCACAUGCUGCUAUCGCACAUCAAACGCUACAAAGUCUGAUAAACAUUAUGAUGAACCUUGUAACGAUAUGUGUUUUCAUAAAGAGAGCAGCAGCAAGCCUCAGGUUAAAAAUCCUCGUUUAAUAAUCAAGAAAGAAGCGGUAAGACGCGGUCACAGCAGUCGCGAGGAAUCUAACCUUGAACACUAUGUAUUGCUCCCGACUUUGGUGGUCCGUACUCCGUCAAAUAUGAAGCGACAAAAGAAGUUUAAUGAAUUAUAUCAUCGGAUUUUAAGUAAUGCUCAAUAUUCAUCGACUCAUUCAGAGGUUGACGGCUUAUCUAAUCCUGAUCCGAAUAAGAAAGACAUUGGAUUCAACAUACACAUAACGCUUUCAAACAGUACUGAAGCAAUACAAAAUUAAAUUUUAAUGAACAACAAAUUUUUACCUAAAAUUACAUUUUUAUAGUAAUUACUAAAUAAAAUCGAAAUACGUCAUUA
Messenger RNA from Bombyx mori (domestic silkworm), 2276 nucleotides. RefSeq lists its product as uncharacterized. Lineage: Eukaryota; Metazoa; Arthropoda; Insecta; Lepidoptera; Bombycidae. The transcript has 5 exons. The coding region runs from base 151 to 2199 and encodes 682 amino acids. The record is from RefSeq and is a predicted model, not a curated record.